GUCUCCUUCCGCCGCGCAGGCCCAGCGCGCACGCGCAGUCUCACCAGACGCCAUCGCGCAGAGCUCCCGGUGGUUGGAGCCGGCCUGCAGCCGCUGCGCAGAGGGUCUGGGCUGGGCUGAGAUCCCAGAGCAUCCCGCCAUCGCUGGUGUCCCUCCCUUGAAGUUGCAGUUACGUGAACUCGCCCUUCACGACAGGUGCCCUGUCCCAGGCCAGCCACAUUUCCCGGCACAGGUUUGGAAAGAUGUUGCCUUUGGAGAAGGCGUUUGCCACCCCCAGGAGCUCCCCAGUGCCCCCAGACCUGCCCAUGCUAGGGUCAGUAGCUGAGGAGCAGCAGGAGGACUGCAGGAGUGAUCUUGAGGAGGUUCCUGCCAACCUUGAGUCUUCCCGCCUGCAUUUCCGGAACUUCAUCUAUGAGGAAGCAACCGGGCCCCACCAGGCCCUGGACCAGCUGUAUGACCUGUGCCGCCAGUGGCUGCAGCCCGAGGCGCACUCCAAGGAGCAGAUGCUGGAGCUGCUGGUGCUGGAGCAGUUCCUGAGCGCGCUGCCUGACAGUCUAAGGUCCCAGGUAGUGGCCCAGAAUCCUGAGAACUGCCAGAAGGCAGCCUCCCUGGUGAAGGACCUCGGCAUGGCCCUAGAGGAGUCAGAUGGGUCUGUGACGACUGGCGAAGACGAGGAGUCCGGCGAAGACGAGGAGUCCGGCGAAGACGGGGAGUCCGGCGAAGACGGGGAGCCCAGCAAGGCCGAGGCAGCCCCCAACACCUCCUGUCCUGCUUCAGACCCUGUGCUUCUGGAACAAGAGUGCAACAGGGACAAGAAGUCCGAACAGCCCAAGCCCACGAAGGCUGAGCCGAAGAAGCUGACGUUUCCAGAGGUGCCUCUGUAUCUGGGGGAAUGGGGCCACCUGGACCCGGCAGAGGAGAACCUGAAGACCUUCCGGAAGCUGCUUCUGUGGGGGUUUCAGCUUGCCCAGCCUGACGACACCUACAGGCUGGAGACUGAGGAGCUUCGGUUGGUUGAUACAGAACCACCGGAAGGCAGCUGCUCAGCGGGCAGGAAGUGGCAGGAAAGUAAAGAGGGCAUGUGCGAGACACUGCUGGAGAACCUCACAAGGGAAGUUCUCGUUUGCCCCGUGACUCCAGGUGCUGCUCCGGAGGAGGGAGAGCAGCCUCAGAAGGUUCCGAAUCCUCAGGAGAGGGGACCAAACCCUGUCCCCAGAGCCCAGAGGCAGUCAGUCAUCCGGGAGCCAGCCCAGGAUAGGGGCACAGCUGGGGAGAGCCCUAGUGUGCCUGUGGCUCCAGCCGCCUCGCGCCAAGGCCUUGGAAGAAAGAGGCCCCACUCGAAGGACGGGGGCAGGCAGGGGCCUGAGCGCGUCUCCAGCCUGAGCCACCUCCAGCAGCACCCCGUGGAGGAGCCCGCUGCAGCGGGCCGCGGCGCGGCCUGCUCCGCUGCCGAUGAGCCCGGGCUGUCCCGAGGGAAGCCCUACGCGUGCAGCGAGUGCGGGGAGACCUUCGCGUGGAUCUCCCACUUCAUCGACCAUCUCCGAAGCCACAGCGGCAGGAAGCUGUACGCGUGCCCGGGCUGCUGGAAGACCUUCCACUUCAGCCUGGCCCUGGCCGAGCACCAGAAGACCCACGAGAAGGAGAAAGCCUACGCGCUGGGGAGGGUCCUGGGACCCCGCCCUGCUGCGUGUGGCACCCGUGCCGGCGGGAGGUUCCGUGGGCUCCCGGGAUAUGUGGCGGGUGACGUUUUCCCUGCGCAGCCUGAGGCUCAGAGAUGAGCCGCUUUGCCGUAAGUGUCCCAGAGGACAACGUUGCCUGCCAGAUUUCCCAAGCAAUGUACCCGCUGCUUUGAAACCCUCGCGUGGCUUCCUGCAGUAUCUGUGUGGACGCAAGUCUGUCUGUUCCCUAAAUGAGCUAAUGUGGCUAAAGCACUUAGAACCCGGAAGGGCCCACAGGGAGCCCUCGUCACCUUGUAAACACACCCAUGCAGACACCCAUGUGCAAGCAUGAGCUGUCAGGUGGGAAAGAACAUUCCCCUUUCUUCCCUAGCCUUUUUAGCACCACCCACACAUCGAAGCAUUGUCAUUGUGCCAAGUGUAGAGUUGCCUUCAAGUGUGUGAUCCCCUGGCCCGUGCCGAAGUCAGCUUUGUCUCUGUCCUCUUGUCCUCUUGUUCAAGCUCCCUACCGCUUCGGUUCCAGCUCUUUGGUCUUUUCGGAAACCCCUGAUAGCAGGUUCACUUCUGAAUCCUCAACUGCAGAUCGUUUCCUAGUUAAGCACGUGUCUGUGUGUGUGUGUGGCGUGGCCUCACAGAGGUCACAGACGUGCUUGGAGCCUGGUGCUGCAGCAUUUUCAAACCAUGCUAGUGAAUUGUGAAAUCAAGUUAGUGGGCGGUCGCCAGCAUUGCAGAUCAAUGAAGGAGAAUUAAGUAGGGUAAAAACCCAUCGUGUAGUAAAGGCAAAUACUGUUUUGUGAAACUUUUCAGCGAUGUAUCUAAAUCUGAGACUUGGAUGCAACGUAAGAUGUAUUUCUUACUCAGGGGGAGGGUCAUGAUCAAAGCACGUUGAAACACUAAUAAGGGUUGAUGAGAUGUGUCUGCCUGGGCACGUGGAAACUUAAUUCCUUGGGCUACAUAAGGUGAUCUUGGUUUUUGCAUUUGAUCUCAACUUAGAGCAUUGCUUCUAUUGCCUGAGCAUGAACUUAACUGCUUCUUGUAGAUAAAUUGGCGCCUCUUUCUGUCAUUGUGUUUGAGCAGGUGGUCUGUUGUGAUGAUGCCCGAGUCACAGAUGCUUAACCUAAUAAAGGAUUUUUCUUCACUCACA
Molecule: messenger RNA, 2820 nt
Organism: Suricata suricatta (meerkat)
Lineage: Eukaryota; Metazoa; Chordata; Mammalia; Carnivora; Herpestidae
Gene: ZSCAN18
Product: zinc finger and SCAN domain containing 18
Exons: 7
Coding region: 243-1778 (511 amino acids)
Source: RefSeq, a predicted model, not a curated record